Messenger RNA from Penicillium oxalicum, 231 nucleotides. RefSeq names its product cytochrome c oxidase subunit 7. Lineage: Eukaryota; Fungi; Ascomycota; Eurotiomycetes; Eurotiales; Aspergillaceae. Bases 1 to 231 code for a protein of 76 amino acids. The transcript has 5 exons. The record is from RefSeq and is a predicted model, not a curated record.
AUGUUCCGCACCGCUCCUCGCAUGGCCGGUUUCGUUUUCCGCGAGAACCGUGUCCCUUACUACCAGCGUCUCUUCCAGAACCACGACGGCAAGCGCCAAUGGUGGAAGACUUCCCGUAGUGGCUACAUCAUGUACCCCUACCUGUUCACUGUCUACGGCCUCGGUGCCGCCACUACUUACGCCAUGUGCCGUAUGGUCUUUGGCAAGAAGACCUGGUUCGGUGACAAAUAA